Ictidomys tridecemlineatus (thirteen-lined ground squirrel) is the source of this 4915-nucleotide messenger RNA. NCBI's taxonomy places the organism in Eukaryota, Metazoa, Chordata, Mammalia, Rodentia, Sciuridae. The record is from RefSeq and is a predicted model, not a curated record.
AUGGGGGAACACUCCUGGAAGCACGAUCUGGAGGUCGCAGUCAAGUGCAUUAACAAGAAGAAUCUGGCCAAGUCCCAGACACUGCUGGGGAAGGAAAUAAAAAUACUCAAGGAACUGAAGCACGAGAACAUUGUGGCCUUGUAUGACUUCCAGCACCCACCUGUGCUCUCUCCCCCAGCUGGCCUAGGAAGAUCCGGUGGGAGGCAGGCCACUGCCGGGGCUUCCUGUCUCUUCCUUGGGCUGGGGCAGGAGAUGGCCAAUUCCGUCUACCUGGUCAUGGAGUACUGUAAUGGUGGGGACCUGGCUGACUACCUGCACACCAUGCGGACCCUGAGUGAAGACACCAUCAGGCUCUUCCUGCAGCAGAUUGCAGGUGCCAUGCGGCUGCUGCACAGCAAGGGCAUCAUCCACCGUGACCUCAAGCCCCAGAACAUCCUGCUGUCCAACCCUGGGGGGCGCCGUGCGAACCCCAAUCACAUCCGCGUCAAGAUCGCUGACUUUGGGUUCGCCCGGUACCUCCAAAGCAACAUGAUGGCAGCCACGCUCUGCGGCUCUCCCAUGUACAUGGCCCCUGAAGUCAUCAUGUCCCAGCACUAUGAUGGGAAGGCAGACCUGUGGAGCAUCGGCACCAUCGUAUACCAGUGCCUGACGGGCAAGGCUCCGUUCCAGGCCAGCAGCCCUCAGGACCUGCGCCUGUUCUACGAGAAGAACAAGACUCUUGUGCCCGUCAUCCCCCGGGAGACAUCGGCACCCCUGCGACAGCUGCUCCUGGCUCUGCUGCAGCGCAACCACAAAGACCGCAUGGACUUCGAGGAAUUUUUUCGUCACCCUUUCUUGGACGCCAGUGCCUCCAUUAAGAAGUCCCCACCGGUGCCUGUGCCCUCGUACCCGAGCUCAGGGUCUGGCAGCAGCUCCAGUAGUAGCUCCACUUCUCAUCUUGCCUCCCCUCCGUCCCUAGGGGAGAUGCCUCACAUGCAGAAGACUCUCACCUCCCCAGCGGACACGGCUGGCUUCCUGCACGGCUCCCGGGACUCUGCUGGCAGCAGCAAGGACUCCUGUGACACAGAUGACUUCGUCAUGGUCCCAGCCCAGUUUCCAGGGGACCUGGUAGCUGAGGUGGCCUGUGCCAAGCCCCCGCCGGACAGUCUGCUGUGUAGCGGGAGCUCCCUGGUGGCCUCUGCCGGCCUGGAGAGCCACGGCCGGACCCCAUCUCCCUCUCCCUCUCCCACCUGCAGCAGCUCCCCCAGCCCCUCUGGCCGGGCUGGCCCGUUCUCUAGCAGUCGGUGUGGAGCCUCGGUGCCCAUCCCGGUCCCCACCCAGGUGCACAACUACCAGCGCAUUGAGCAGAAUCUGCACUCUCCAGCUCUGCCUCAGACGCCCCGGUCCUCUGCCAUCCGCAGGUCGGGCAGCACCAGCCCCUUGGGUUUUACACGAGCUAGCCCAUCUCCUCCAUCCCACCCUGAUGGAGCUGUCCUGGCCAGGAAGCUGUCCCUGGGUGGAGGCCGGCCCUACAUGCCAUCUCCUCAAGUUGGAACCAUUCCUGAGCGGCCGGGCUGGAGCAAGGCACCCUCCCCACAGGGAGCUGAGAUGCGGGCUGGAAGGUCCCCGCGUCCAGGCUCCUCCGUGCCCGAACACUCCCCUCGGGCCCCAGGUCUUGGCUGCCGUCUGCACAGCGCCCCCAACCUGUCCGACUUGCACGUUGUUCGGCCCAAGCUCCCCAAGCCCCCUACGGACCCCCUGGGAGCAGCUUUCAGCCCACCACAGGCCAGCCCUCCCCAGCCAGUUCCUGUGCCACAGCCCUGCCGGUCCCUGCGUGGCUCGCCCAAGCUGCCUGACUUCCUGCAGCGCAACCCCCUGCCUCCCAUCCUGGGCUCUCCCACCAAGGCCCUGCCCUCCUUCGACUUCCCUAAGGCCCCCAGCUCUCAGAACCUGCUGGCUCUCCUGGCCCGGCAGGGCGUGGUGAUGACCCCCCCACGGAAUCGGACGCUGCCCGAUCUCUCAGAGGUGGGGCCCUUUCAGGGGCAGCAGCUGGGCUCUGGCCUUCGGCCUGCUGAGGACAACAAGGGCCCCUUUGGCCGGUCCUUCAGCACCAGCCGCCUCACCGACCUGCUGCUCAAGGCUGCGUUUGGGACCCAGGCCUCCGACUCUGGCAGCACAGACAGCCUGCAGGAGAAGCCCAUGGAGAUUGCACCCUCUGCUGGCUUCGGAGGGAACCUGCACCCAGGAGCCCGGGCUGGGGGAGCCAGCAGCCCCUCCCCAGUGGUCUUCACUGUGGGUUCUCCCCCCAGUGGGACCACACCGCCCCAGGGACCCCGCACCAGGAUGUUCUCAGUGGGCUCUGCUGGCUCCUCUGCCCGUCAUCUGCUGCCCGGGGCCUGCAGUGAGCCUGUCCCUGAGCUCCCUGCCCCAGGCCAUUGCUGCAGCUUUGCUGACCCCCUCUCUGUCAACCUGGACGGGGCUGUGACCUUUGAGGCCCCUGAUCUCCCAGAGGAGACGCUCAUGGAGCAGGAGCACACGGAGAUCCUGCACAGCCUGCGCUUCACACUUGCCUUCGUCCAGCUUGUCCUGGAAAUCGCUGCCCUCAAGGGCAGUGCCAGCGAGGGGGCCGGGGGCCCUGAGUGCCAGCUUCAGGAGAGCAUGGUGGCCGACCAGAUCAGCCUGCUGAGCCGCGAGUGGGGAUUCGCAGAGCAGCUGGUGCUGUACUUGAAGGUGGCUGAGCUCCUGUCCUCGGGCCUGCAGACCGCCAUUGACCAGAUCCGGGCCGGCAAGCUCUGCCUCUCAUCUACCGUGAAGCAGGUGGUCCGCAGGCUCAACGAGCUGUACAAGGCCAGCGUGGUGUCCUGUCAGGGCCUGAGCCUGAGACUGCAACGCUUCUUCCUGGACAAGCAGCGGCUGCUGGACGGCAUCCAUGGUGUCACCGCUGAGAGGCUCAUCCUUAGUCAUGCUGUGCAGAUGGUGCAGUCGGCCGCCCUGGAUGAGAUGUUCCAGCACCGGGAGGGCUGUGUGCCACGCUACCACAAGGCGUUGCUGCUGCUGGAGGGGCUACAGCGCAUGCUCACGGACCAGGCAGAUAUUGAGAGCGUGGCCAAGUGCAAGCUGUGCAUCGAGAGAAGGCUCUCGGCCUUGUUAACUGGCAUCUGCGCCUGACCCACUGCCUGGUGUGCUGUCCCGAGGGGCUGGACCCUCUCUGCGAACCCUGCAGGGUGGGGUCCACGUGCUGGCCAGACUGUCAGGACAGGCCUGCCAGCCGUGGCUGAUGGUGCUGAGUCUGUGCGCAGGCCCCUGGGAGGGCCACUAGGUGGAGCCAUGGAGUUCAAGCCCCACCAUGUGGUGUGUCUCCUGCUUCAGAGGCUACUGGUCUUUCCUGGAGGUGAACUGCAGGGUGCCAGGGACAGCUCCCUCCCUCUGCAGGAUUUCCAAAUUAGUUCCCUGUGGCUGCCUCCCUUGGCAGGUAGCAGGUGGUGUUUGUGGUACCUGCCACCCUCCAAAGCCCGGGGCAGCCCUGAGGACAGGCGGGGCCCUGAGACAGCAUUGCUGUGUCCAUGCCAAAGCAAGCUCUUCUUCAGGGCUCACUGCCCAGUCGCUUGCCCAGGAACAAGGGUGCGUCCUUGGGUCUCUGCCCUUCUCUAUAGGAACUGUCCCUCUGAGACCACCCACCCAGCUCUGUGGGCCACCUGUGCACUUUAUGCUGACCACCUGGAGAGCUGCGUGGACGGUACAGACUGCAAGAACCCUUUCCUGCUCAGCGGGGAGCAUGUGGACGCGCGUGGAUACCCGGGAGCUGUGGAUAUGCACAUAGGUGUAUACACACGAGGAGACCAGCCAGAGUGUGUGUGCAUGGCCUCCCCAGCCCUUGGUGUAGUCCUGGGAGGAACUGCUGCCCUGCAGGAGACGCUGUCCGUGGGCUGAAAGGCUCUUCGGGACAGUGUGAAGCACCAAGUUUCCCAAACGCAGAACAGAUGUCCUCUUUCACACUUUACUCCUAAAAUGUGUCUUAUUUUUCUGCAGUUCUUUCUUUUUCAUUGUUCAAAGGAGAGAAUUUAAGUGUUUGAGGAAUUGCUCUGGAAGGGUGGGUGGGCCUGAACACUGCUGUGGGUGCCACGUCGUGGGGGACAGGAGGUGCCUGACGGGUGCCCAGGGUAUGGCACGGCUCUCUUGCCGGACACCCACUGCAGUAUGGGUGUUUCUGGCUGGCUGCUUCCCACCGUCCUGCUGUUUGGCCACAGGAUAGGCAGUGUUCAGCUUCCAUCCCCACCUGAACAUGGUGGGCAGGGGAGGGUGGACCUUCUGUACAACAGGAAAAGUAACAUAUGCAGAACCUCCCUGGGGCUUCACAGCCGGUCCUGAUAUCAAGGCUUCUUGCCUGGUGGCUUCUGGGCUGGGCAGAGCCCUGUCUCCCAGGGCCCAGGGUGGGGUAUGCUCAGGGUGCCCUGCCUGGGCCUCCCUGGUCUGCCCACCCUGGCUUGGCUCAGCUUUGCCAGCCUUACUUGAAUGUAUCCCUGAGCAUCCACGGAGGCAGAUGUGGGUCAGUGGUGCCCACGGUAUAGGUUCAGAGGUCAUGUGCCACAUGCACAGAAACGUGUGGUUUUCCUUGCAAUACUUGAAAUGUCGCCACUGUGCUUGGAUGUAUGAGAAAACCCCCACCCCUGUCUCCCUCGUCGCCCCGGCUUCCCUUCUGCAUGUCCCGUGUUAGUAUUUAUUGCUUUAUGCCGACGGGAACCCAGAGCCGUGGCAGACUGGUGCCGUGCCCUGCCUGCUGGCCCCUCCUGGUGCCCACGGCUGUGGCUGCGUGUGCUGUGAGUGGAUGCUGCCCUCCACGAGGUGGUGCUCAGGCCUAUGUUUUGUUAGGGUGAAUGUGUGAGUCCUCCCCUCACCUGUGUUGUGUGCCUCGAGGGAAGUAAACUUUGGAAUUACC